AUGUCUGAUCGGUAUAGCAGAAGGGACGAAUAUACGGGCGGCUCUUCAAGAGAUCACAGGCGCCGUUCAAGAUCGCCGGGAUAUGACUCUGGCUCCGGGCGUUCGGCGCGACGUCCAUUGCCGACGUACGAUGACUACGACCGCCGCCGCCGUCUCCAAGAGGAAACACAGCAAGACACUUACCGUGCUCGUAACGACGCCCGCGACUACAAAGCUCACCGCAUGGAAGAACAGUCACGCUACCAACAAAUGCGCGAAGCCGAACAAUCCCGCGAAUGGGUCGAAAAAGAAGACGACUUUGUCCUCAAACAAGCCAAAAAACGCUCCGCAAUCCGUAUCAAAGAAGGUCGCGGAAAAGCUAUCGAUCUUCUGACCGUCAUGCUCGCCAUCGUCGAACGCAGCGGAGACGCCGCGGCGGAUUGGGAAGAAGAGGAAUUGGGUGCGGGGAUGGAGGUACAGAUCCGCGAACCGGGCGGUGUAAUUGAGGAGUUGGGGAAGAAGGAGUUGGAGGAGAUGUGUGAGGAUGUGGAACAGUUUAGGAAGUUGGAGCGGUCGAGGAGUUCGGCGGAGUACUGGAAGGCGAUUGCGACAUUGGGAAGGGAGAGGCUGAAGAUGAUGAGCGCGUCGUCGUAUGAUUCCUCGGGACGGGCGAUUGCGCCGGUGCAGUCUGAUAUAGAUCAGCUGUUGUCAAAGAAGGAUUAUGAUGCGCUUUGUACGUUGGAGUUGCAGAUUGAGAAGAAGCUGUCGAGUAGAGAACCUAUCGACGUGGACUACUGGACGGCCCUGCUAAAGAGUCUCACUGUUUGGAAGGCAAAAGCAAGACUGAAGAGGAUGUACGACAAAAUCGCUGACGCACGUGUCGAAAGACUACGAAUUAGAGAAAGCGUCGAAGCACGGAGGGUAGAAGACGAACUGCGACAGGAGAUAGCAAACUUGGGCGAACUGAAAGCACCCGAGUUCGUGAAUGUCAUGGACCCAGAGCCAGCAUUGAAGAUCGCAUACGACGACCGCAACCUUCCCGUCGUCGACGAAGUCGACUACCGUCUCAACCUCCUCAAAUCCCGCGAAGCCGUCAAAGAGGCCCGCUUCAUCGCCAAGAAGCCCAUCGCCCUGCCACAACCUACCGAAUCCAAACCAAUCGCUGCACCAACCUCUACAAACGCCUCCUUCGCAACCCAGCUCUACAACCACGAAGCCGCAAAAGGCGAACGCGACGGCGAAGAACCCUUCAACACCGACAUCGCCCUCCCCUCCUCCUCCACACACCCCUGGUCCUCCACCCACACCCCCCGCAAACCCCUCUACUUCAACCGCGUCCAACUCGGCUUCGAAUGGAACAAAUACAACCAAACCCACUACGACGCCGAUAACCCCCCACCCAAAGUCGUGCAAGGGUAUAAAUUCAAUAUCUUUUAUCCAGAGUUGGUGGAUAUGACGAAAGCGCCCACGUACGUCAUUGAAAGAAAUGGGAAGAAGAGGGGGACUGUUGAGGAUGAUGGGAUGUGUGUUAUUAGGUUUAAGGCUGGGGCGCCGUAUGAGGAUGUUGCGUUUAGGAUCGUGGAUAAGGAUUGGGAUUAUAGUGCGAGGAGGGAUAGGGGGUUUAAGAGUAGUUUUGAUAAGGGGGUUUUGCAGUUGCAUUUUCACUUCAAGAAGGUGUUCUACAGGAAGUAG
This is a messenger RNA of Saitoella complicata NRRL Y-17804, 1671 nucleotides long. RefSeq lists its product as uncharacterized. The coding region runs from base 1 to 1671 and encodes 556 amino acids. The transcript has a single exon. Gene Ontology annotation, cellular component: spliceosomal complex; cytoplasm. Lineage: Eukaryota; Fungi; Ascomycota; Saitoellomycetes; Saitoellales; Saitoellaceae. The record is from RefSeq and is a predicted model, not a curated record. Gene Ontology annotation, biological process: mRNA cis splicing, via spliceosome. Gene Ontology annotation, molecular function: protein binding.